Messenger RNA from Octodon degus (degu), 495 nucleotides. Its product is annotated as 60S ribosomal protein L29-like. Gene Ontology annotation, cellular component: ribosome; cytosolic large ribosomal subunit. Lineage: Eukaryota; Metazoa; Chordata; Mammalia; Rodentia; Octodontidae. The transcript has a single exon. Gene Ontology annotation, molecular function: structural constituent of ribosome. The record is from RefSeq and is a predicted model, not a curated record. The coding region runs from base 1 to 495 and encodes 164 amino acids. Gene Ontology annotation, biological process: cytoplasmic translation.
AUGGUCAAUAGCAAGAACCACAUCACACACAAAAAGUCUCGAAAAUGGCACAGGAAUGGCAUUAAGAAACCUUGGUCACAAAGAUACAAAUCUCUGAAGGGGGCAGAACUGAAGUUCCUCAGGAACAUGAGUUUUGUCAAGAAGCACAACAAGAAGGGGUUUAAGAAGAUGCAAGCAAACAAUGCCAAGGCCGUGAGUGCAUGCGCCGAGGCUAUCAAGGCCCUCAUCAAGCCCAAGGAGGUCAAGCCCAUGAUCACCCCAAAGGGAGUAAACUGCAGGCUCGCUCGACUUGCCUAUAUUGUCCACUCCAAGCUUGGGAAGCAUAUUUGUGCCUGCAGUGUCAAGGGUCGCAGGCCUUGCUGGCCAAAGGCCCAGGCUCCAGCCAAGGCCCAGGCUCCAGCCAAGGCUGAGGCUCCAGCUUCUGUUCCAGCCCAUGUUCCCAAAGGUGCCCAGACCCCCAAAGGUGCCCAGGCCCCCAUGAAGACUCUACAGUAA